Messenger RNA from Gorilla gorilla gorilla (western lowland gorilla), 1579 nucleotides. RefSeq names its product putative ribosomal protein eS10-like. Bases 1021 to 1545 code for a protein of 174 amino acids. Gene Ontology annotation, molecular function: structural constituent of ribosome; RNA binding. Gene Ontology annotation, cellular component: cytosolic small ribosomal subunit. The record is from RefSeq and is a predicted model, not a curated record. The transcript has a single exon. NCBI's taxonomy places the organism in Eukaryota, Metazoa, Chordata, Mammalia, Primates, Hominidae.
ACAAACUGAGCCCCCCUCCCUGACACUCAGAACGACCGCCAGGUAAUGUUCACUGUGCCAGGCACGGAAAAGUGUUUUUCUUGGUAUCGGGUAACCCAUUUUAAUCUUCCCAACAAUCACUAUCUGGUGAGUUCUAUUGUUACCCCAUUUGACUAAUGGUAAACUGAGGCUGAGAGAGGCUGAGUCACUAGCCCAAAAUCACUCUGGGGAGUCCAGCCUGCGCUCUUUCCCUCCAGACCAAGGCUUAACGCCACCACUUUCUAGCUGUGUGUCCCUGACCAGGCUGCGGGACCCUCCUGGUGCUCCAUUCUGUCACGUGUAGAGUCCAUCCCUCUGGAACAGGCUGAGCCUGAGGAUGCCUUGGCUGCCUUGUGAAAACUGUUAACAUCGGUAACAACAGCCGUCAUAGUAACAACAAUAACUAGAAUUUUGGGGUGCCAGGCACCAUACUCAUUUAAAUCCCCAGAGCCCCCUCAUUUAAUCCCAUGAGACUGCAGCCCUGCAGGAAGGAAUUCCCAGAGGGAGGUGACUGUCACCUCUUCCACCCCAAGUCCUAUAACUCACUGCAGGUAGGAACAUUUGAUAGGCCAUUUUUUCAUGGGAAUCCUGAGGCCCAGAGAAGGAGCUGUCCCCCAGGCCUCAGCCUCAGCCCUCUGCCCCACUCAGGCUGAAGAGGCUCCUGUUCCAUGUCUGUGCCUGUGGGAGCUGGGCCAGGACUAGUGUACAGGGCAUGAGGAGACCGGCAGUGAUGCACAUCAGCUUUCCUUCCCCCUCAGCACUGCAGCCUCCUCCAGUCCCUGACUUUACAGGGGACGGGGCAACAAGUCCAUCAUCCUCCAAGUGGCCUGCUGAGCCCUGCCUAGCCCUCCACUGAGGCAGAAAUGGGGGAUGGGGAGGGAAGGCUCCUUCAGGCACUAAUAGUAACAGCAAAGCAACAAUAAUGAUUUUCAUAAUAGCAAAGAAAAGAACAGUCCUUCCUUUCCAGCCUCGGCCCCGGACCCUACAGCUGCCAAGACGCUGAUGCCUAAGAAGAACCGGAUUGCCAUUUAUGAACUCCUUUUUAAGGAGGGAGUCAUGGUGGCCAAGAAGGAUGUCCACAUGCCUAAGCACCCGGAGCUGGCAGACAAGAAUGUGCCCAACCUUCAUAUCAUGAAGGCCAUGCAGUCUCUCAAGUCCCGAGGCUGCGUGAAGGAACGGUUUGCCUGGAGACAUUUCUACUGUUACCUUACCAAUGAGGGUAGCCAGUAUCUCCGUGAUUACCUUCAUCUGCCCCCAGAGAUUGUUCCUGCCACCCUACAUCUGCCCCCCGAGAUUGUUCCUGCCACCCUACACCGCAGCCAUCCAGAGACUGGCAUGCCUCGGCCUAAAGGUCUGGAGGGUAAGCGACCUGCAAGACUCACAAGACGGGAAGCCGACAGAGAUACCUACAGACAGUGUUCUGUGCCCCCUGGUGCUGACAAGAAAGCCGAGGCUGGGGCUGGGUCAGCAACCGAAUUCCAGUUUAGAGGCGGAUGUGGUCGUGGACGUGGUCAGCCACCUCAAUAAAAUUGGAGAGGAUUAUUUCACAUUGAAUAAACUU